Messenger RNA from Magnolia sinica, 1100 nucleotides. Its product is annotated as monofunctional riboflavin biosynthesis protein RIBA 3, chloroplastic-like. The transcript is spliced from 2 exons. NCBI's taxonomy places the organism in Eukaryota, Viridiplantae, Streptophyta, Magnoliopsida, Magnoliales, Magnoliaceae. The coding region runs from base 13 to 378 and encodes 121 amino acids. The record is from RefSeq and is a predicted model, not a curated record. Gene Ontology annotation, cellular component: cytosol. Gene Ontology annotation, molecular function: 3,4-dihydroxy-2-butanone-4-phosphate synthase activity. Gene Ontology annotation, biological process: riboflavin biosynthetic process.
GUAUCUGUUGGGAUGAAGCAAGAGGAUCUGGAGAGGCUGAACCUUCCUUUGAUGUCAACUGGCAGUGAGAAUGAGGAUCCAUCCGCCGCAGCUUACACAGUGACAGUGGAUUUGAAAACCGGGGCAUCUACUGGAGUGUCAGCCUCGGAUAGGGCGAAGACUAUUCUUGCUCUUUCGUCUCCAGAUUCUAAGCCGCAAGAUUUCAGAAGACCAGGCCAUGUAUUUCCACUCAAGUAUAGAAAUGGUGGUGUUCUAAGGAGAGCUGGUCACACUAAAGCUUCAGUGGAUUUAGUUUCACUUGCUGGCUUGCGGCCUAUAUCUGUUCAACUGCAAUUCUUGAUGCUGAGGAUGGCUCUAUGGCCCGAUUACCCGCUUUAAGAAAGAUAGCCAAGGAGAACAGCAUACCAAUCAUCUCAAUCAUGGAUCUCAUCCGGUGAGUUAGAAAUAAGAUAUUGGGCUGAAUUUUUCAUGUGAUUUUUACAUUAAGACAAAGUGAUGUUGUCCAAAUUGGUUGGAAUGAAUGGCUGUUCUUAUUUCACUCUCCAUAUGAGGUAUUAUAUGAUGCUCGGCUGAGCAAAAGCAUAACUUUUAUUUAUUUAUUAUGUAUGUCCCUGUAAUGGUAUAAGUAGAACUACCAUUUGGUAACCUAAGCUGUUGAUCUGGUGAGCUCCUAAUCAUAGGUUGAGCCAUAGCUAGUAUAUUGCCCAUCAGAUGAUCCUAGCCAAUUGAUGCAAAUGGACAAAAUAUAACCGAAAGUCCAUAUUUAAGUGCGGCACAGUCGGUUCGGAUCAUCUGAUGGGGAAGAUCUUUGGAAUAUCUUGCAUCUCUCUAGGCUAACCAUAUGAUUGAUUUUUUAUCCCCUUUACACAGAUCUGCAUGUACAGUUUAUUGAGCCAAGCAAGUUCUCAAUUGAAGAGUGUACAUUUCAUCCCUUUGAAGUGGAAGAAUCUCUCCAUGGGUUAUGUGGAUUGGUGGAAUCCUCUGGAAAACUGUGGAAGUGAAAUCAAUUUCAACAAAUUUGACAUUUCAACUGUUCGUGAAACAAAUGUAUUUGAGGAAAUCGAUUUCCAUUUCCACAAUUUUCCUCGAAAAGCAGCAAC